This is a messenger RNA of Monoraphidium neglectum, 1557 nucleotides long. RefSeq lists its product as hypothetical. Bases 1 to 1557 code for a protein of 518 amino acids. Gene Ontology annotation, molecular function: protein binding. The transcript has 3 exons. Lineage: Eukaryota; Viridiplantae; Chlorophyta; Chlorophyceae; Sphaeropleales; Selenastraceae. The record is from RefSeq and is a predicted model, not a curated record.
AUGGGAUGGCGCCGCUUUGCCGAUGGUGCCCCACUGACGUUUGUCACUGCGCAGCAGAUGGGCAUCGCUCUGGGCGUCCUGAGGGCCCACAGGCUAGAGGAUGAUGUGAAGAAGGGCUGUGUCGACCUGGAUCAGCUGGAGCGCGAGUGUGCGAAGCGGCCGGAGCUGCUGCGGGCGCGCCGCCUGGCCUUUCACCCAAGCCUGCUGCAUGCGGCCACCCAGGCCGCCAACGAGGACGCGCUGCGCUGCCUCCUGCGCUGUGCCCAGGACGCCGCGCGCGCCGCCGCCAUCCACGGCGGGGGCGGUGCGCUGCCCAGCAGCACCCACGCCGCUGUCAACGCCCGCAAUGCGCGCGGCCAGACGCCGCUUAUGCUGGCAGCCAUCCAUCCUGCGGGCGCAACGUGCGUGCGGCUGCUGCUGGGAGCCGGCGCAGACCCCUGGGCAGCGGACUCGUGCGGCGGCCGCACGGCGCUGUUCUACGCCGCCUGCGCUGACGCGGCCGACAGCGCCGCCGCGCUGCUGGACGCCACCCAGGAGGCGCUUUUGCCGCGACCCGUGUUCCCAAACGGCCCCGCGACCCGCUACGUCGACGUGCGCAUGCUGGCGGGCUUCACGGCGCUGCACGUCGCGGUGGUCGCCGACGCGCGCGGCGCGCUGCGCGAGCUGCUGCGCGGGGCGCCGCGGCUGGGGGUGCCGACGCUUUUUGGGUCGUACGACUUUAUCGUCUGCACGCGUGGCACCUGCCCUAUGCACCUGGCUGCGCGGAUGGGGCGCACCGAGGCCGCCAAGAUGCUGCUGCUGGCUCACGCCGGCUCCCCAGCUGCGUCCCGUGCCCUGGACCCCCGCGCCCUCCUGGACGACUUUGGCCGCCUGCCCUGCCACCUGGCGGCCAUCAACUCACACCAUGACCUCGCACACCUGCUGCAGCCGGGCCUGCCGCUCUCAAGCGCACUGGGCGGCGAUGCCGGCCUGUACUUCGACGGAGCACCGUCCCUCAAGCUGCUGGCCGCGGCAGCGCUGCGCGUGCGGCAGCAAGAGACGCUUGCGGCUGCGCAGGCCACGCUCGGCCUCGGCGGCGGCGGCAACGGCGGCUCUGAGUGCAACAUAGCAGCGGCAGUGGCAUGCUGUAAGGCGGCAGCGGCGGCUGCGACGAUGGCCGACAGUCACCGCGUGCAUGCGGCGUGCUCGAUGGACUCGGCCUCACCGGUUGUGGGCACCGGUGCGCCUCUGCGUGGCAAGGACGUCGGCUUUGUCAUGGGCACCACUGCCGCAUACAUCCGCGCAACUGCAGCACUGGGCGCCGGGGAGGCUGUGUUGGGGCCUGCCCCUAGCGAGGACGCCCUCACAGGCGGGUCGUGCUGCUCUGAAUCAGGCGACAGCGAGGACGAGUGCUGCGGCGUCUGCCUGGACGCACUGCCUGUUGUGCGCCUGCAGCCCUGCGGUCACAUCAUGUGCUCUGCCUGCUGCGCCGGGCUGUUUGGCAUGCAGCACGCCGAGGUCGUGGCCUGCCCCUUCUGCCGCAGCGUGGUCGGGUGCUUCGGCCCUGCGUGCUGCUGA